AGUGACGGCAAGGAAACUACAAAAAGCUGAAAUUUUUAUUGAAAGUUUCGUUUUUUAUGGAUUGGAUUACAGAAACAUUUCUAUGUGAAUAAACCCAUCAAUGGCGAUGAAACCCAGUCUCCAUUUUUACCCAACUACUGUCACGAAGAAGUUUGUCUACUCGUUUCAAAGCUCCUUCUGCUUCCGUUUCUUAAGGUAUAGUUCAUCAAUUUCACUUGGGUCUUGUAAAGGUGUUGCCUUUAGUUCGAGAAAUGAUCAAAUUCCAUUGAGGAGGUUUAGCUUUAGUAGGGAUGGUAAUAAUGGUGUGUGGUUAGAGAAUUGGAAUAGAAUUCAGAAACGUAAUCAACCUAAACCACCAAAGGUAGUUGUAAAUUAUCGAAAAGAAGGGAGAUUUUCUGGGUCAGAGAUUGUGAGUGGUGAUGAUAAUAGUAGUAGAGAUGGUGAUGGUAGUACAAUGGAGAAGAUUGUGGAGAAAUUGAAGAAGUAUGGAUAUAUGGAGGGUGGUGAGGAGGUUCAGUGUAAGGAGAUUGAACAAGAGAGAAGGAUUGAGAAAGGGUCGGUGGAGGAUAUAUUCUAUGUUGAAGAAGGGAAUUUACCGAAUACUAGAGGUGGAUUCACUGAGGAAUCGGUAUUAGGUAGAGAUGAUGUCUUUGGAAGUAAUGGAGAAGUUGGUUUUCCUUGGGAGAAGAUGAGUGCCAAGGAAAAGAAGGAGUUGGAAGCAGAGUGGACUGCAAAGAAGGAGAAUAGAUAUUCGCUUGCGGAAAUGACUCUUCCGGAAUCAGAGCUAAGGAGAUUGAGGAAUUUGACGUUUCGAACAGCGAGUAAGAUGAGGAUUCGGGGUGCAGGUGUGACUCAGGUGGUAGUGGAUGCUAUUAAGGAGAAGUGGAAAAGCGCAGAGAUUGUGAGAUUGAAGAUUGAAGGAGCAAGCGCGCUUAACAUGAGAAAGAUGCAUGAGAUAUUAGAGAAAAAAACUGGUGGUUUAGUGAUUUGGAGGUCCGGGACUUCCAUCUCUUUGUACAGAGGUGUCAGUUAUGAGCUUCCAUCAGGAAAAUGGAACAAGCAAAGAAGAGAGGAGACGCCGCCUUCUUCCUUACCUGAAACGACAACUAUGGUGGAUAAUAGUGAUGAAAAAGUUCAUCUUCCUCAGUUAGAGCAGGUGACAACUAGUGUGGAAAAGAAAGACCAGACAUCUCAACCAGAAUAUGAAGAUGAAAUUGAUGAACUGUUAGAUGGUCUUGGUCCUAGGUUCAUGGACUGGCCGGGAGAUAACCCAUUACCUGUAGAUGCUGAUUUGCUUCCAGGCGCCAUUCCUGGUUAUGAACCGCCUUUCAGGGUACUUCCUUAUGGAGUAAGAUCAUCUCUGGGACCAAAGGAGGCAACAGCUUUGAGAAGACUUGCCAGAUCUAUUCCUCCACACUUUGCUUUAGGUCGAAGUAGGCAGCUCCAAGGCUUGGCGACAGCAAUGGUCAGGUUAUGGGAAAAGAGUAUGCUUGCAAAGAUUGCUAUUAAACGUGGCGUGCAAUCAACUACCAGUGAGAGAAUGGCUGAAGAUCUCAAGAAACUGACAGGAGGUAUACUGCUCUCUAGGAAUAAAGACUUCUUGGUUUUCUACAGAGGAAAGAAUUUUUUGUCACGAGAAGUAGCUGAUGCAUUGGUGGAGCAGGAGAGGUUUGUUAGGACUUUGCAAGACGAAGAAGAACAGGCACGUUUGAGAGGUUCAUCGGCUCUGAUUGUCCCAUGUAUUGAACCUCCGAAAAAACUUGUUUCUGCUGGUACUCUUGGUGAAACUCUUGAUGCGACUGGUAAGUGGGGAAAGAAUCUGGACGAUGAUGAUCAUUCCGACGAAGUGAAACAAGAGGUUGAGAUAUUGAGGCAUGAAAAUCUUGUCAGGAAGCUCGAAAGGAAACUUGCUUUUGCUGAGAGAAAGCUGUUGAAAGCUGAACGUGGUUUGGCUAAGGUGGAAGAGUGUCUUAAGCCUGCAGAGCAGAGAGAAGACUCAGACAGCAUAACUGAUGAAGAGAGAUUUAUGUUUCGCAAGCUUGGCUUGAAAAUGAAAGCUUUCUUACUUCUAGGUAGGCGAGGAGUGUUUGAUGGUACGGUGGAGAACAUGCACUUGCACUGGAAAUACAGAGAGUUGGUCAAAAUUAUUGUGAAGGCUAAAACUUUUGACGGUGUAAAGAAAGUGGCAUUAGCCCUUGAAGCCGAGAGUGGUGGUAUCCUGGUUUCUAUUGACAAGGUUACCAAAGGAUAUGCCAUUAUCGUGUACAGAGGAAAAGACUAUAAGCGUCCUACCAUGUUGAGGCCGAAAAAUCUUUUGACAAAGAGGAAGGCUUUAGCACGUUCCAUUGAGCUCCAAAGACGCGAGGGUCUUCUGAAGCACAUUUCUACGAUGCAGGCGAAAGCAGAACAGCUGAGAGCUGAAAUUGAACAAAUGGAGAAGGUAACAGACAAGGGUGAUGAAGAGUUAUACAACAAGCUUGAUAUGGCUUAUGCUUCUAGCGAUGAGGAGACAGUGGAAGAAGAAGAUGAUGCAUUUCCAGAGACAUAUGCAGUAGGAGAAGAUGGUGAGAUUCUAGCAGAAGGGGAACUAUCUGAAACAGAUGAUGAAGAUUGGGAUUCAAAUGAAUCGGAAACCGGAUUUGGUGAUGAUUCGGUACUUUACGCAGAGGAUCUUCAUACAAAACCAGAAGAUUUACCGAGUGAGAAAGUUCAUCUGCAGCAUCAGAGCUAAUUGAAGAUAAAACGUAAAAGACCGCUGCAACUUUAGCUUUUAAGCUUUUAGUAGCUAUGGUAUUAAGGUUAGUAAAAAUUGUAAAAUAGA
Arabidopsis arenosa is the source of this 2821-nucleotide messenger RNA. The record is from the annotation of a GenBank genome assembly. NCBI's taxonomy places the organism in Eukaryota, Viridiplantae, Streptophyta, Magnoliopsida, Brassicales, Brassicaceae.